AUGACUUACCAUAGUGAUCACUUCUUUGAUAUAUGGUCUAGUCUAGUGGAGGUGUUGAACACCAGUGAACUUGGGAUAGUGGCAAGCAUCUCAAAGGAAAUAUGGAAUAGGAGGAACGAGAUUGUUCAUGGCAAGGAACUUAGGCAUCCCACCAAGAUAUACAACCAGGCACUAGAAGAGUUUACUUUAUACACAGACAGCUUGCAAGCCUCAGGAAAGGGAAGAGACAACCCUCGAGUAGAGUCACACAAGUGGAAAAAGCCAGUUGAGAACCACUACAAGGUCAAUUGGGAUGCGGCAGUAAGAUCAGUCGAAGGCAGAAUUGGCAUAGGUGUCAUAGUCAGAGAUCACACCGGCUAG
Carya illinoinensis is the source of this 360-nucleotide messenger RNA. RefSeq lists its product as uncharacterized. Bases 1 to 360 code for a protein of 119 amino acids. The transcript has a single exon. Lineage: Eukaryota; Viridiplantae; Streptophyta; Magnoliopsida; Fagales; Juglandaceae. The record is from RefSeq and is a predicted model, not a curated record.